UAAACUAAAAGCAGAAACAACGACAAUUCAGCCUUUCCACCUUUCGCAAAAUAUUGACCUGGCAAGUGCUGAGAGAAGCACAUGCAUGCUAUAGGUAAUUUUGAACCAUACAAUUAUUUCCUGAACAGCAUUUUCCCAGCAGCGACGACCUCGAUUUUGUCACCAAGAGAUUUUUAUCAUGGACGAUUUUAAUAGCGAAACUGAUAGCGAUUAUACUAGUUACUGGAGAGAUUGGGUAUGUUAUUCUUUUUUAUUCUUUUGAUUUGCGAUUUUUGGGUUCUGGGGAGGUUUGGGAGGACGGACUGGCUCGAGGCUUGAGAUUUGUGCCAUUUCGUGCGCAUCGCUCCUCCGCGUUUUAUGGAUGAGGAAAUCGCUCCUUCCCGCCGAUUACGCUUCUCUUCGAAAAGACCUUUGGUUUGCGGUACGGAUAAUGUCGAGGAAGGUAUCGAUCGAUCGAUAUAGAAGGGUUGGAGGAAGCUUAUGAUAAAAGUGAAUGGGACCACGCCUCUCGAAGAUGAUCUUCUGCGAUUUCUUUUUCAAACUGCUAUCUCACCGAUCAUUGUGAAAGUGGAAUUAUUAUCUCUGCUCGACCACGCAUGAUGAUCUCUGGUCUGUUUCAUGCGGGUGAUCGUCAAAUCCUGGAAUCAAGUCCAUCACCAGGUCCUCUGCCAACUCUCUCACGCAGACGGGGUAAGAGAGGCAAGAGAGGCAAGAAAGGCAAGAAAGGCAAGAGAGGCAAGAAACGUCGAGCUUCAGAAGUAGAGGGUCUUGAGAGUCCAGUACGCAAACCAUUUGGCUGUUUCCGUUCGAAGGCAAAUAUCAAAGUAAUGGAUAACCUUGAUCUUUUGCCAACCAUUUCCGAACGUGCUCUUCACGCAACAACGCCAGUUGACUAUGCUCCGGAGAGUCUUGAGCGCGGCGAUGUAUCAAAUGGCAGUAACCUCGAAAACGAUGCCAGCUCUUUCGCCACGUACAUACCUUACAAACAUGGGGUUCUUGGCCAUAUUUCAUAUCAGUUUACAUACAUGGAAGGGUAUAUCUGCUAAUACUUUCCUUUUUUAGUUUAUUUCAUCUCGCGGUAAUGAGUACUUUUGCGAAAUUGACGAAGAUUAUCUCACCGAUCGGUUCAACCUUACAGGGCUUCAAACUGAAGUUCAAUAUUAUCAAUAUGCGUUGGAUUUAGUUACGGAUGUCUUUGACUUGGAUUGUGACGAUGAUAUGAGAGAGACAAUUGAGAAGUCGGCAAGACAUUUAUAUGGUUUAGUCCAUGCUCGUUAUAUCGUCACUACUAGAGGAUUGGCCAAAAUGGUGAGUACUUGAUUCAUCUUGACCUUAAGACUAUACUAAUCAUAAUAUUUUCCAGCUUGAAAAAUACAAGAAAGCCGACUUUGGAAAAUGUCCUCGAGUUAUGUGUAAAUCGCAUCCACUUCUCCCAAUGGGUCAAAGCGACAAUCCAAAUGUCAAAGCUGUUAAACUUUACUGCUCUCGUUGCGAAGAUAUCUAUAAUCCUAAAUCCUCUCGACAUUCUGCAAUUGAUGGCGCAUAUUUCGGUACUUCAUUUCAUAAUAUUUUAUUCCAGGUUUAUCCAGCGAUGAUCCCAGCUAAAAGUUUCGAUCGAUACGUACCACGAAUUUAUGGAUUUAAAGUUCAUGCGCCUGCGACUUUGAUCAGAUGGCAAAAUGGAGAGAGGGAUGAGAUGAGAAGACGAUUAAGGAAGUUGGACAUUGAUAGCGGAUUUAAGGAAGAGGAUGGUGAGGAAGUAGAUGAUAGUGAAGAGGAAGAAGAAGAAGAGGAAGAACUUGAUGCAUUGGAAAAGACGUUGGAGAAUGGACAAGCUGAUGGAGAUGUUAGGGUGGGAGCUUAGAUUAUGUGUCUUGAGAGGAUAUUCGAAACGAAUGAAGGAAUAUGGAUAUGGAUAUGGGGAUAAGAAAGGAAUUCGUCUGUUUUAUCCGUGUAAGGAAGUAAUGUCUUUACUUCUUGAAUGUUUCUAGGGAAAGUAUGAGGUAGCCAUGAAUAAAUAAAUAAAUGGAUGCAAGGAUGAAUGGAUGGAUGGUUGGUUGGAAGGAUGGAAAGAUGCAUUACGGGAGUCUAGAGUCUAGCUUGGGCGCAUAUUAUAUCAUAUUUCGUUCUUCCUCGUAUGAUAUGAUAUGAUAUAGUAUGCUAUUGUAUCGUAUGAUAUCGUAUCAUAUGGUCUUAUUGCUCAAGUGGACAGGAAGUUGUAAGAGAAUUACCUUGUGGGUGCAUGGUUAGAGAUGAAUGGGGG
Molecule: messenger RNA, 2263 nt
Organism: Sclerotinia trifoliorum
Lineage: Eukaryota; Fungi; Ascomycota; Leotiomycetes; Helotiales; Sclerotiniaceae
Source: the annotation of a GenBank genome assembly